CAGGGGCGGACUGACCAUUCGAGCACUCGGCACUGCCCAAGGGCCCCGGGUCAGUAGGGGGCCCCAUGAGAUGCCCCUGGUACCUUGCAUAGGCUUUUUUGGGUGUAGUUUGAGUGUGGGCAAGGACACAGGGGCCCCAUGAGUGGCAGUGCCCGAGUGCUCGAAUGGUCAGUCCGCCCCUGCACUGAACAACAAGCAUGUGAAAUUGUGAAAGUCUCGCUGUUUGUUGUAAACAUUUUGAAAAUCAAUAAA
Messenger RNA from Staurois parvus, 252 nucleotides. Lineage: Eukaryota; Metazoa; Chordata; Amphibia; Anura; Ranidae. The record is from the annotation of a GenBank genome assembly.